AAACUGUCAUGUAAAGAAGUAUAAACAAGGAAGCGAUCCGAGGCCACGGCGAGCUCACUUUCAUGAGCUUUUUGCGCACAAACUUGGCUUACUGUUGGAUGCCAUCCGACAUCUGAACAAUGGCCAUGACAAAAGCUUUGCGGAAAAUGAGGGACACCUAUGAGCAGUCACUGAAGGACGACAUGGAGCAGCCGGCAAGCAUGGAAGCAGACGGUGACACGUUGAACAGCAAUGAGGGCGAAACAAUCACUUCAGAGCUGCAUGAAAAUGACAGCGCAAAUAAUGAAAGCAGCAACCCCGCACCCGCAGAGGAGACACGCCAGGACAAUCGUUCUUACGAGUGUGAUGUAUGCUUUAUGAAGUUCACUCAGUUUGCUAACAUGCGUCGUCACAAACUUAGCCACUCUGGCAUUCGUCCCUUUGAGUGCCGUCUCUGCUCUCGACGUUUCUUCCGCAAGGACCAUCUGGUAGAACAUACUGUGCGCAAGCACUCUAAGCAGCGUCCCCUACGGUGUCCUUUCUGCGCCAAGACCUUCCCUACCGUUCCGCUUCUUAAAUGCCACCUCUCCAACAAUCACUCUUCUGGCUACAAUCCCAAGGAAAACAUAUGUAGCAUCUGUGGCUUUGUUGCGACCACCCCUGGUGGAGCAAAAAUCCACUACAUGACAUACCACGUUCGUCGAGCACUGCGCCCCACUUCCCCACCACCCAUGCGGCUGUCCGCUCUGCUUGGCCACUAUCCGAGUCAGCAGCCUGAAAUGACAAUCGGCACACUUGGCGGUGACACCUACUGCCCUCCUGUGGCUGGUACAGCUUCGGAAAUGCAGCACGAAUAUCAGGAAAUAUCUCCCAGAAUCACAAAUGUCCGCACCCAGCAGGACGAAUCGAAAGAAAAUGAGGACGAAGGCAUGGUUGUUGUGAAGACGGAAAUUCACAGCAGUGAAGCAGAGAAAGAAGGAGACGAGGAAGACACUGCAUCGAGCAACAAAAAUGGAGAAGAAUUAACCACAGGAGCUUGGCCAUUGCCAUCACAGGAACACUCCUUGCUGUCUGUUAGUACAUCACAGUGGAAUUCAACUGCAAUUAAUGGCAAUGACUUAGGCAUUGUUAUCUCCCCUCCCCCUCAGGCUUCAGGGGCCUUUGGGGUGCACCCUGGGGAGGAAAAAUUGGAUGAGAAGCAACGAAGCACUCCUGAAACAUCAACAGCCGAUGGAGACAGUGGUGUGGACAUGAGGUGUCCCACAGCCUUUGCUUGCCACUAUUGUGAUGUUGUGUUUUACGAUCGCACACUAUACUUGCUGCACAGAGGGAUGCAUUCUUUGCACCGGCCAUGGCGGUGCAACUUGUGUGGGCACCUGUGCAAGCAUCGUUACGAUUUUGCCAGCCACAUCAUAGCUCAUUCGCAUGCCUGACGUACCAUACUGCCUGGAAUUCUGAGGCAAUAACGCUGAGCGAAAGUUAGCAUGAAAAAAGAAAUGCUGGUUUUCCAUAACUACUCUUGGAGCAUUUGAUAUACAUACUGCACUGAAUGAUUUACAAUAUCUGAAAAUCUUGCAUAGAUUUGUGCCUCAGUGCCCAACCUUCUGGUUAAGUGCUUAAGAACCACAUGAAGAAGCUCAAAGCAAAUUGUUUCGACUAAUGCACUUGCGACACAUAUGGUUAAUUAUAUUCCACUGGGGUUUCACACUGCAUACCUUAAAAUGUUUGUGCACUAAGAUCAAGCCCCUCAAAGGUUGUUUGAAAUUGGUGCCUUACAUGUUCAGUGCCUUAUCUCGUAUGCUGUGCACCUCCAAGACUGAGUAGGGGGUGUUUUUACUUUUCUAUCUAUACCAUAGAAUACUUGUUAAUGUAAAAACCUGUGCAUGCCUUCCUGUGACUUGAUAACUGGCUCCAGGGGUGGAUCCAGGGGUUGAGGGCAUGUGUGUGUGUGUGUCCCCCUCUGAAACCGGGAAGCUAUUGUGAAGUCUUUCGUUGGUAUUUCUGUGUGUUGAAUAUAAUCACGUUUGCCUCGUGGGAGUCCGUACAACCCACACGUGCCCCCAGACUUCCAUCCUGGCUUUGCCCUUUGUUGACUGAGAGGAGGGAGAAGAAGGCUGAUGCAACACACUUCGUCAUGUUCAAUGUGUUGCAGUGCAUUAUAAAUGUUUUGUUCGCGCAUGUAGGAUACAGUUUUUGUCAAGUUCCAAACAAAGCACCCAGAAAGUUCAGCUAGAAUACUGCUCAGAGCAACUUUUAGUAUAAUGAAAUGUCACAAUGUGUAUACAAUUAAAUCAAGCAAAAGGGUUGCUCUGUAUGAUCUGAGACUGAUGUGUAGGCCAGCAAGUGGUGGCCGUUUCAUACAUUUACCAUGUGUAGCAACAUUCCAGCUAAACUUUUCGGGUGGAUGGUAACAGGCCUGGCAGGUCUCAGGCAGGUGUUAUUUGUCAUGAGACUCGCAUUGAUGCUGUUUCACGCUCGCGAGAGAUGCUUCCAUGUUUUUGUGGUGCUUUUGGUGCACGACAGAGUGUAAUUUUUAGCAUAAUUUUAGAGGCCUUUUACGCGUUCUUAGCCCGGUGGUGCUCGAUAGCUUAGUCAAAGAUAUAUUGAGGAAUUUUGCUUGAUGUGGUUGAUGUGGUGCGAUGACAUAGGGUACAUGAAGAAGACAUUGAAUGUGCCUUAAUUGCGUCUGGUGCUCGAAUUAUGCUACUUCAAGUGUUAUCUUUUUUCUUGCAGCUGUUUCAAAUGGCUGCAUUGUGACACAAUAUCAAACACAAAAUGUGCCUUGCCGAUUUUCGUGUAGUGACGUGCAAUAAUGUACCAACAACAACUCCAUUUUGUGCCUUAAGAUACAUGUAAACAACUUUGUUGCAUCUAGUGCUCGUUGCCUAUUUUACCGGAAACUAACACAACGUGCAUUAUUUGUUGCGCCCAUGUUACCAUACAUGGCUGGUAGCGUGUGCGUUUGAAUACACUUGAGGUUCAGCAUUUGCAACAGUUUGAUGGAUGUUUCGUGCAUUUGUAACGUGACUAUUUUAGCAGUUGGUUCUUCUCCAGUUUUGACUCUCUUCGACAUUGUGUAAUGCAAGUUUUGAUGGAUAGUGACUUGUUUGAUGUUCAGUGAAUGAAUUCAACCGGUGCUAAGAUACAUAAUAUGUGCUGCAGCAUGUAAUCGAAUAAUGUAUGGUGCUGUACUGCUUUCCAGAUACUUAGAGGUGGUGGCAUCUAGGAAACUUGCAUACUUGUCUUUUAUGUUAUCCUGUCAAACUAUCAUUCAUGCUUGCUGGGUGCAGGUCGUAUCAUCACUACAAAAUAUUCAUACAAGGAUGAUAAUCAUUCUAGUAGGGAGUUUUCAUCCAUCAGUGCCUUGCAGAUAUUUAUGCAACAUUUACAGUAUCAUUCGAAAGGGAACUGUUUUUGUGACUGAGCAAUAAAGUUUUACUGUCUUUUGCAACA
Messenger RNA from Ornithodoros turicata, 3432 nucleotides. Its product is annotated as zinc finger protein ztf-16-like. The transcript has 3 exons. Lineage: Eukaryota; Metazoa; Arthropoda; Arachnida; Ixodida; Argasidae. The record is from RefSeq and is a predicted model, not a curated record. The coding region runs from base 120 to 1412 and encodes 430 amino acids. Gene Ontology annotation, biological process: regulation of transcription by RNA polymerase II. Gene Ontology annotation, cellular component: nucleus. Gene Ontology annotation, molecular function: DNA-binding transcription factor activity, RNA polymerase II-specific.